Molecule: messenger RNA, 906 nt
Organism: Strongylocentrotus purpuratus (purple sea urchin)
Lineage: Eukaryota; Metazoa; Echinodermata; Echinoidea; Camarodonta; Strongylocentrotidae
Exons: 2
Coding region: 1-906 (301 amino acids)
Source: RefSeq, a predicted model, not a curated record
AUGAGUAGAAAAACGGCAUUAGCCCUUGGUGUGCUACGGAUCGGGAUUGAUGUGAACUCUGUGAAAUCAUAUGUAGAUAUGAGAGAAGAAUUCAAGCCAGUAUUCCAAGGCGUUGGAAUACUGCGUGAUCGACAAAUCAAGCUGAAAGUUGAUCCCGAGAUUAGACCUGUAGCCCAGCCAGUUCGAAGAACACCAUUCGGUUUGAGAGACAGAGUGAAGGAGAAGAUCCAGGAACUAGUCGAGCAAGACAUUAUAGAGCCUGUGGAAGAACCUACACCGUGGGUUAGUCCUGUAGUCAUAGUACCCAAGCCUAAUGGAGAUAUCCGGAUAUGCAUUGACAUGAGGCGGGUCAAUGAAGCCAUUGUGAGGGAGAGACAUCCGAUACCGACAGUGGAUGAAAUACUCCAAGAGUUGUCAACAAGCAAGGUGUUCUCAAAAAUUGAUCUAAAAUGGGGAUAUCAUCAGUUGGAGUUAGAUCCUGAAUCCCGAAAGUUGACCACGUUUGUAACACAUUGCGGACUAUACCGUUACAAGAGAUUGUUAUUCGGUGUGAAUGCAGCACCUGAGAUCUAUCAGCACGAGAUCCACAAAGUGCUUCAAGGACUACCUGGUGUUGCAAACAUUUCUGAUGACAUCAUCAUUCAUGGUGCCACGCAGGAAGAGCAUGAUGAGAGGCUUCGACAGACCUUGACACGAUUGAAAGAUGCAGGAUUAACGGCCAAUGCAGAAAAGUGCCUGUUUGGUGUGUCCGAGUUAGUAUUCAUGGGACACAAGUUGACAAAGGACGGCAUCAACCCCACCAAGGCCAAGAUUGAGGCUGUAGCAAACGCAUGUGAGCCAAAGAAUGCAAGUGAAGUUCAUCCCAAACUUGGCAACGGUGGCGGAACCUCUUCGGAGGCUGACUAA